Molecule: messenger RNA, 4411 nt
Organism: Spizellomyces punctatus DAOM BR117
Lineage: Eukaryota; Fungi; Chytridiomycota; Chytridiomycetes; Spizellomycetales; Spizellomycetaceae
Product: mRNA-binding protein RRP12
Exons: 3
Coding region: 132-4316 (1394 amino acids)
Source: RefSeq, a predicted model, not a curated record
ACAAAGGUUGCAAGCGUCGGGGUUUCAUUUGCGCAAUUUUAUUUUGGGGUGGACAUUCUUUACGCGCAAAGGAACAAGGUGGUAGCAUUACAUUCGAGGAAGGAGCGCCAGCAGUACAGAAAAAGGGCAACAUGGCGGUUACUGCCAACCCCGACUCGGCGUCAGGCCGGGAAGAACAAGACUUUUUCCACAAUGACGCUCUUGUUAAGAUACGCUCCCAAACCAACUCUGGUCUCGAGAACCAAAAACAGGCUGCCAUCAUUCUCACUGCUGUCGAAGAAGCUAUUCAGGAACAAGGCGAACAAUUGACACCUUUGGCUUAUUUCGGGGCGCUAAUGACCAUUUUGGAACAGCAGCGGGCGACAGCUGUCGAUGCGGAACAGCGUGGGGUCCUUGUUGCCGUGACACACAUUUUGUCGAUUGUCUUCCCAAGAAUACCUAGCUCCAUAUUGAGACUAAAGUUUGAUGACGUGUCGCGGACGCUGGGUGGGACACUCGAGGCAUAUCAGGACGAACAGCCACUUGUUCGAUCUGUACUCGCGUGCUUUGAAUCUCUCCUGUCUGCUCAAGAUCACGCGCGGUGGACAACAGAUCUGACGUGUAAAAAGCUGUUCCAGGUGCUGUUGGUCAUGUCUGUCGAUGGGCGGCCCAAAGUGCGACGACGGGCGCUUGAGGCUGUCAAACGGAUUCUUUGCCGUCCACCACCACCGAGCACACACCACCCCGCUACAUUGACGACCAUUGAUUACACGAUGGGAUCUUUGCAAGAAUAUGCAGAAACAGUGGGGAGUGUGUCCGCUAAGAACAGAAAGGAACUCGAACAGCAGGUUCUCCACGUUUUGGUGUUUCUCAAAGCAACGCUCCCGGUUUUGGCCAUGCAGGGAGGUCAUGAUCGGACGAGAGGUAAACUGCGUGCGCUUUGCGAGACAUUACUGAGAUUACCUGUUCGAUCAUCCGGAACUGGGAAUACCAUCUUGACCCAGUGGAUCUUUUCCGUCCUGGAAGCCCUAUUUGGAACCUCUUUGGAGAAAGAGGAAAUCUUUCCCCAUUUGGACAUGGCGCUUUUGGACUCUGUCAUUCGCGCGCUCUUGGAGAUGCGUCCUUACCAAAACGACGCAACACUGAUCCCGGCUUGGUUGGAAUUAAUUGGGAAAGGGUUUUCGAAAUUGGCGGAGCUCGCUAGGGAAGCCGAGCGAAACGAGGACGGCAUGAUGUCGACAGAGAGGCAGUAUGCUUUGACGGACUUUCCUGACUUGCUUGUUUCGGUUUUCAAAAAGACUUUUGAGGCCGUGUUUGGUCAGCAGGCCACGAAGGCUGUCAUUGUCAACAAGGCUGCACAAGUAUUUUCGGCUAUGGUGCGAGAAUGCGUGACAGAGACUAUGGUGCAAGAAGCCAGCCGGUCGGACAUGACAGACGACGCAGAAUCCCGUCUCAUGGUGAUGAUCCAAGUCAUCAACACCGGGUUAAGCGACAUUCGCUACCGAUCCGCGUGGGGUGGCAUCCUGGGAAUCGCUGAAGCACUAUUUGAUCGCCUUGGUAGUGUCCUUCCUCAACUGGUCCGCGGAACUCUAUUUAAUGUCAUGGCAUUCCGUGACGACCCAGCCUAUGGCGAAAGUUUCCCCUACAAGGAGGAACUGGAGGUCGCCUUGCAUGCUGCGGUCCAGUCACUCGGCUUUGAAAACUUUGUCUCGUUUGUUCCUCUCAACAUUGAGAACGAAAUUCCAUCCCAGCCCCGUCGUCCCUACCUCCUAUCCACGUUCAUGGAAGCACUCAACAGACCUCUCCCCACCAUCAUUGGCAUACCAUCCUCUGCAUUUGGGCCACAUACAUUGUCUUUUCUCUCAAAGGACCUGUUACCCCUCGCCCAGCGCAUGUUCGAAAAGAGCGGUGAUGCGUGGAGAGGUAAUCGGCAGGUCGAAGCCAAGCUGUACGAAACGAUAGGGACGCAGGUAUGGGCUCUAGUACCAGGAUUCUGCUCGACACUUCCUCCGGACGUAGAAUCAUCCUUUGCAACAACUGGACCCGUGUUUGGAAAGAUUCUCCAAGGUGCCCCGAAAGAAGUCUUUCUGGACUUACCGUCCGAACCGGAUUUCAGGCCCGUUGUGUGUGAAGCGUUACAGAAUUUGGUGGAGGGAUACAGGAAAGUAGCAGAUGUGAAAGGCAUGGAGGACGGGCGAGAUGACGUUGUUGCACAACGAAAGAAAGAUGCCAACCAGGCUGCACAAGGAUUGGAAAACUUUAAAUCCUACGCAACACGCUUUCUCAGCGUCCUCUGCAAUAAUUACACUACCCUCCCUCCGGAUAUUCUCGACGCCACUAAAGGCCAAGCUCUCCAAUCCCUCCAUGAACGGGAAAACCAACACUAUGCCCGAACGAUUCAGUCCUUCCUCCCCAUCGCCGAUCCAAGCGCUGUCAACAGUUACUUUUUGUCCCUCGUGACAACGCUCCUUCAAUCCCAAUCACAACCACAUCCGGAACCGGAAUCAGCUGUUGCGCAAAUGGGGAGGUUGAGGGACUAUGCUAUACUCGAUUUACUUUUGAUUCUUUUGCCUUUUGUGCCAGCAUCCACGACGUCGGGUGAUUCGCCUGUUGAGGUGUUUUACAAGGUUCUCACUGGGCAGCUACGGGAUGCGGACCCUACGCUCCAGAAAAGGACUUACAAGGCGUUGAACCAUGUGAUAGAGUACCUUCGUCCUCCUGUUCUCAACCUGGAAGAGCUGGUGAAUCGUCUCCUAGAUCCCGAAGUUCUGUCCAAGGCUUCCUCGGGCGCCAAGAAGGCGCGUAUGCAGCUGUUGCAACGUGUCGCAAUUGCCAUCCCGGCUCAGGACCAGGCUCUGCUGUUGACGUAUAUCCCUGUUGCGUUGUCUGAAGUCAUGUUGGCUACCAAGGAAGCGAGUGAAAAGGCGCGCAAUGCAGCGUACGAUUGUCUUGUAGCCAUGGGACGCAAGAUGUUGACCGGGGGUGUGACGGAGGAUGCGUGGGACAUGGACGCUCUCCAGCGGGCGCUGGAUGAUGAGACCCCCGGCGGCCAAGUCAAUUUGAAAGAAUAUUUCACAAUGGUGGUUGCGGGGUUGGCGGGUGAUACGGCUACGAUGCAAAGUGCUGCUGUGUCGAGUUUGGGGCGACUGGUCUUUGAGUUUGGGUCGCGGUUGGAUGAUGCCUUUUUGAGAGAGUUGGUGUCGACUGUUUUGAUUGUGAUGGAGUCAAAGAAUCGGGAGGUCGUCAAAGCCGCGCUCGGAUUUGUUAAAGUUGCCGUUGUUACGGUGCCACAGGAUGUGUUGGCGGAUGAGCUGGAGCAUAUCGUUUCGUCCAUUCUCGCGCACACGAGCCCACACAAAUCCGCCUUCAAGUCCAAAGUCCGACACAUUUUUGAGCGCCUUGUCCGAAAGUUCUCUUAUGAAGCCGUUGAAGGCUUUGUCCCCGAUUCGGACAAGAAACUUUUGAACAACAUUCGGAAACGCCGUGAACGUCUCAAAAAGCGCAAAGCAGCCGCUCGGCAAGCCCAAGAAGAAAGCGAGAGCGAGGAGGAACAGAUUGAGAAGCCCCGAAAAGUCGCCCAAAAGCAAUUUGAAGAGGCCUUGUAUGGAUCUGAAUCUGAAUUGUCGAGUAGCGAUGAUGAUGAAAAGUAUAUUCCCGACCGCUUCAAAGACGCCCUUCAACGCACAAAGACCCCUCAAGCUUCAAAGACGCGUAUAAGAGAAGACGAAGACGUGGCCGAUUUUUUGGACGCCCGCAUCGUUUCCCGCGUCACUUCUGCACCUUCCUCCAAAUCCCGCUCCACGCCACAUGAAUUCGCCACUCAAGACGGUAAACUCGUAUUCGAAGAUCCCUCCGAUUCUGAUGAAGCUGAACCACAAGAACCUGAACCCGAAGACCACUACAAGGCCUCCCGCAUCUCUGAACUCGCCUUUACACGCACCCCAACUGGCAACAUCAAAUUCCUGCAGCCCAAUAAACGCAAGCGCGAUGACCCUGAUGAAGAGGGUGCUACGGGGACCGGUUUGGGAUGGGGACAAGGCAAAUUGAAGAAGAAGGACGAUAUGGAUAAAGCAGAGAUGGAGCGCAUGUUGGGGCGGCAGUACCGCGCGAAACGCGCCAAGGGGGAUGUCAAAAAGGCUGGUAUGCCUGAUCCGUUUGCGUAUAUUCCUUUGACAUCAAAGGUGGUUGGAGGACAAAAACGCAAGGGCGCAAAGAUUGCGGGACGGUUCAAGAGUAUGAUGAAGGCUACUCGGGAUGGGAGUGAAGUGGUUGUAAAGGGCGGCGGAUCGGGAGGAACGAAUAAAGGUGGUAAGAAGGGAAACAAGCGACACAAGUAGAAUUGUAUUGGUAUUUUUUUGCAUUUACUUUUUUUUGUAUUUAUGUACAUGGGUUUUACCAUAUGGAAUGAGAUUAAAACGUAUUAAUGAUCUGA